AUGGGACGUCCACUAUCCUGUUGCUGCAGAAGGUACAGUGCAGCAUCGGGAGAGAGCUUCAAGGUUAGUCUGGGCCCGAGGCUGCAGGAGGCAGCCUUACAGGAAACAGGUCCACAAAGUGCGGCAAGUCUCAAGAUGCCCGUUCGGAGUGAGGCUCCCGAUCCGAGUCAGGCCGUGGAAGGUGGCGAAGUGGGGAACCCAGCAAUAGAGCCCCGCGCUGGACUCCAGCCGGGCAUCAGCCAGGAUUUUAACACUGGCGCUGUGGGCGUGGUCGCCGGUUCUGAGGUGGCUCUGGAAUCCAGUGGGACGGGGGUGUCUUCGAACCCGCGAUCGGGCGGUAGCAGGCCGCCGUUGGGGAGCCGGCUGGAACUCUUGAAGAGUCUAAGUGUCCGGUCCGGGGGCGAUGUCAGCCGCAGCAGCAGUCUGGAACAAAACCCGCGAGUACUCAAGGUCGAGGUCCACUCCAUCUCGCCCCACGCUGACAUCGCCUCCACCAACUUCGUUUCAGGCGAUAGUGGUGGUUACGAAACCGUAGACUCGCGCUGGCAACGGGGUGGGGCAAGGCCAAGGACCCCGGGCGGUCCCCAGGAUCAGAGGGACGCUGGUCAGAGGGACCCUGGUCAGAGGGACCCGGGUCAGAGGGACACCGGGCAGUGUGCCACCGGGCAGACGAGUGGUCCAGAGACGUGGCGCGAGACCUCGAGGCCCGUGACCGACCUGGGACGGCGUGGAAGCAAUGAGUCGUUCCGCUCCGCUCACGAGUCGUUUCCAGAAACUGUUAGCGACUCACAACCGCCACUGGAAAGAAAGGAGGGACCCGUUGGGGAGGCGGGAGGCCCUAAAGGGCCGGGGGAGGCUCGGCAGGGAACUGCAGCCUCGAACCAAAUGGCGACCAGACACGAGGAGCAGGCUCGGGAGCAAGCUCGGGAACGAGAGGGUUAUGGGAGGCACGUGGCGGCCGUCCCCCCGGGACUGAUGAGCGUUCGAGAGGACCAGACUCAAAAGCGCACUGAGAAGGCUCAGACGGAUAAGGGUCAGAUGGAUAAGGCUCAGACCGAGAACGUUGGUCGAACGGGGACUGGGGCUUCGACGGCGGUUGAGCAGACCCGGCCGGGGACGGGCCAAGGUACGAAGCCGCGGUGUGCUGAGAAUAUGGUGCUGGUUGAGAUCGGGAAGCAGUUAGCGCAGUUGGGGAUUCCGGAGGGGUUUGCUUCGAGUAUUAUGGAGGUGUGGACUCAGUGGUUCUAUGAACAGGCGCGGCGGUUCUAUCCUUUGACAUUGUCGUUGCUGCGUCUAAGAUGCCCGGGUCCCUGGUGGCUGGGAUCGGAGAUGAAGCAGGCCCCGGAGUAUGAGAACUGUCCCACCAUGGAGGAAACGCUGUAUAUACACCGCUUUUGUGUUGCUAGACAGCAGAAGACACCCGAAGUUCUGAAAAUGCUCAAAAAUGACCUGGAAUGGAGAGAAGUCGAAAAUGUUGAAGGUACAGCACAAGAAACAAUGAGUAAUGAAUUUAAAACCAGCCUACACGCCCUCUAUCCCCACGGCUAUUAUGGCUGUGACCGGGAGGGGCGACCGGUCUACUAUGAUCGUAUAGGGAAAAUGAAGUCUAAAGAAAUACUCCAACAAUUCAAUAAAGAAGACAUGGUCAAAUACUGGAUCAAUGGCUAUGAAAAUCUAAUGCGGGUCGUGUUGCCGGCAUGCUCAUUGCAACAGGGUCGUCGUAUAUACCAGGGCGUCACUGUGCUGGACAUGGAAGGCACAUCCAUGGGCGAGUUUACACGCAGUCGUGAGUUGUUAAACAUGUUGUUGUCCGUCGGUCAAUACCAUUACCCAGAGUGCAUGGCAAGGACGUACAUAAUACGUAGCACGUGGACGUUCCGUGCUAUUUGGAAGUUGGUCAAGCCGUUGCUGGCAGAAGACACGGUGAAAAAAGUGACAAUCGUUGACAAUGGUAAGGAGUUAGACACUUUGUCAGUCGUGAUUGACCCAACGAACCUUCCUCCCUUUACAACUGCCAGCCACCGUAACAACGACGACGCUUCAUGGUGUCUAAACCCAAUCGGUCCUUGGAUGGAUACCGCUGUGAGGCAGCGAAUUCAAAACCUGUUUCCGCCAUCGGCAAGUGACCUUUCAAUCAGUUUACAAUGA
Molecule: messenger RNA, 2148 nt
Organism: Gregarina niphandrodes
Lineage: Eukaryota; Apicomplexa; Conoidasida; Eugregarinorida; Gregarinidae
Product: CRAL/TRIO domain protein
Exons: 2
Coding region: 1-2148 (715 amino acids)
Source: RefSeq, a predicted model, not a curated record